Messenger RNA from Dissoconium aciculare CBS 342.82, 1011 nucleotides. RefSeq lists its product as uncharacterized. Gene Ontology annotation, biological process: ergosterol biosynthetic process. The transcript has a single exon. The record is from RefSeq and is a predicted model, not a curated record. The coding region runs from base 1 to 1011 and encodes 336 amino acids. Lineage: Eukaryota; Fungi; Ascomycota; Dothideomycetes; Mycosphaerellales; Dissoconiaceae. Gene Ontology annotation, molecular function: C-4 methylsterol oxidase activity; iron ion binding.
AUGAAGUCCACCUGGCGAGAGACGGGCAAAGGAUGGGAACUCCCUCACUGGGUCAUGCACAUCGUGCGACUGCACCCAACGGACCUCAAAAACAAGCCCGCAGUUCACGCCAAAACCGACAAAAUGGGCUACCUACCUGAACUCCACGCUCACAUCUGGGUAAUCCUCCACGCAAUCUGGCCCAUGAUCGUCCACCAGGCCUUCAUCUGGGUCUUUGGCGGCAACCUCAACGUCCCGGCCGCCUUCGUCUGGUACACGAUUGCCUUCAACCUCAACGCCGUCCACCAACUCUGGCUGCUCCGAGACCUGGGAACGAAAUACGGCUUCCUCGACGGCGACAAGCACGAACGCGACCAAGUCCCCGACGCCAGCGUGCGCAAAGUCCUCGACAGUCUGACCGCCACCGCGACAUUCCGGCCCCUCUUCACGGUGAUCCUCGCCUACCGCACCAGCCAAGCCCCGCUCACCAUCAGCCCCUGGGUGGUCGUGGAGAUCGGCGUCUACGGCCUCGUGCUCGACUUCUUCUUCUACUGGUACCACCGCUGCAUGCACGAAUUCGACGGGCUCUGGAAGUUCCACCGCACCCACCACCUCACCAAACACCCCACACCCCUCCUCAGCCUGUACGCCGACUGGGAGCAGGAGAUCUUCGACGUCGCCAUCGUCCCCUUGCUCACCUACGCCACGAUGAAGGCGAUGGGUUUCCCCAUGGGCUUCUACGAUUGGUGGAUGUGCCACCAGUACAUUGUCUUCACCGAGCUGUGGGGGCACGGGGGCGUGCGCCUGUGGGUCACGCCGCCGUCGACGAACUCUUGGUUCCUGAACCUCGUGGGCGCCGAGCUCUGCACCGAGGACCACGAUCUCCACCACCGUCAGGGCUGGCGACACAGCGCCAACUACGGCAAGCAGACGCGUUUCUGGGACAAACUCUUCGGGACCUGCGGCAAGCGCAUCGAGAGCGUCGAGGGCGUGAUUGAUUGGAACCAGCCGGUGUACCCCAAGUGGAUUUGA